Messenger RNA from Xyrauchen texanus (razorback sucker), 2138 nucleotides. RefSeq lists its product as uncharacterized. The transcript is spliced from 7 exons. The record is from RefSeq and is a predicted model, not a curated record. Lineage: Eukaryota; Metazoa; Chordata; Actinopteri; Cypriniformes; Catostomidae. The coding region runs from base 255 to 596 and encodes 113 amino acids.
UGAAUCGAUUCUUCUCGUCUGUGAGCUGAUCGAUUGAGCGCUUCUCUGCUGCUGAUCACGAACGGCACGAUUAACCUCUGCAUCUGCACUGAAGGUACUAAAAGAUUUGCUGGAACAGUUAAGGAACCGGAAUCGUUAAGAGGAAUCGGAACCGGAAUCGUUAAAUUCUUUACGAUUCCCAUCCCUACAUCUGGGAUGGCAUGAUGGUGCUGUAGAGAGUGCCAUGCAGGAAGGAGAGGAGAGGGAGUGAGGCGAUGGGCUGCACCUCAGCCAAGCAGUUGUCAUCUGUACCCAGUGAUGAAGAGGGCCGGGGAAAGGCUCACAGUAAUGGAGAUGCCUUCUCUGAUGAGUACAAACUGAAAGGAGUUGAGAAGGUGAAGUACAUGCAUGGAGAAGAGGAGCGCAUGAACACACGCAACCAAGAGAAUUUGGAAAAGAGCACAAUUUUGCACAAGGCCAUGCAUAAAGAUGCCACCGGAAGUAUUAAUAAGAUAAGUAUCCACUCUUCAGAGAGCCAGCAGGAGUUCUUUAGGAUGCUGGAUGAGAAGAUUGAAAAGGGAAGAGACUACUGCUCGGAGGGGGAGGAUAUGACAUAGCAUGCUGGGAUUUGGGCCAACCGCAGCCAAUCCUGCCCUAAUGUUCUUUAAGACACCUUUCCAUGCCCCCUCACCCAAUAAAUGCUAAUCAUUAAGGGUUAAUAACAAGGUUGAAAGUCACUUGCAAACCCUGUUAUUCCCUCAGUUUACAUACUACACACUUCUCCCAGAUGUCUUACUGGUCAGUAUUUGAGACUCUUGAGGACUAGUAUUUAUGUGGUAGGGGGGCAUGGAAAGACCAUGUUUAAGAAACUGGAUUUUGCCCAAGUUUGGAAUGGGAAGCCAUUUUCAGACUGUUCCUUAAUCCCUUGCCUUACACUACCCAUAAGCCUUCUCCUUCUCAUAGACUACGCAUAACGGAGAGUCCUGGAUUUCGCAUGGAAUUUUAAAAAUGGACAACUUUUGAACACUACAUACUUAAAGACAGCACAUGAACAUCAGGAAUGUGGUGGACCCGAAGCGGAGACAACAUGUCCUCUCUGGGAUGCACACUAAGCGGGAAUUAUGUACCGAGACUUGAUUCUGUCUAGGUCAUGCUGUUAAGACAUAAAUGAAAGCAAAUGGACAGAAACACAAGACCAUUUCUAGCAUUCCAGUGUGUGUAUGUUGUUGAUUUUUGUACUAUGUAAGCAAAUUAUUUUUCACCCACAAAUGUAUUAUGUAUGUUUUUUUUUUGUAUUUUCUUUUGAGUUAUGUGUUGCAAUGCUCAGGACAGUGGUGCUGUAUGUCUCAUCACUAGAUGUGUUGUUAGAUGAGUGCAGCACAGUUCCUUCAAUGCUGGUCUUGAGGUUUAAAGGGAUAGUGCAACUAAAAAAUAAAGAUUCAUUUAUUUGGAACACAAGGAGGUUACCAAAACCAUUCGCACUGUAAGGAACAAAGAUCACUUUUAUGUUUCAAGGAAGAAAGUAAUACAGGUUUGGAACAAGUGAAUAAAUGAUGAAAUAACAUUCAUUUUUGGUUCUACUAUCCCUUUAAAUACAGCUGAAUGACAGAGAUAGAUCUCAGCAUCUAGUAGAGUCGUGUUUAGAGACACCAGUUAUAGUAUCUAAAGGUCUUAUCGUUUUCAAAUCCUCAUUUUGUUUUAUUAAACAGGUUGAUAUCACAAGUUAGCUUGACAUUUACAUUCAGUGUUCUUAUAUAUAGUUGAAAACCAGUGCAAGUUUCUAAACCAGCCUUCCAAAUGUUUUACAUGGACAAUUUUUAUUACCAGGAAGUGCUUCCUUUUACGUUUAUGAUGAUAAAAUUACCAUAGCCUUAAGCACACUAUUUUUUUUACUUUGAAAUGAACAAUAUCCCAUCAAAGUGUAUGCUUAAACAAGUUCUCUAUAUACAGUCCAAGCCAAAUGAUAUUGCCAAAUAUGCAGUAAAAAUAAAUACACAUUGUCCAAUUAACAAAAGAUCUGAAGCUCAGAAAUCUGGUUUAUAAAGAAAUGUUUUGCUCGGAGCUGCUGCACUGUUUACUUAAGUUUUGGGGAAUUUUACACAACUGACAUUUCAAGUAUUUGUUUGAGUAAAGAGGAGCAACUGAUUGGUGUUGUCUGU